AUGCCGUCAAUGACAAGAGAGGUGAGAGACGGCGUCAUCUUCACUCCUGCGUACGCCUGGAAUUCUUUGACCCGAGAGGAACGCCAAGAAGCAUCUGAGGACCUAGGCACUCUCGUUUCUUUCAUGGACGAGUACAUUCUUCCCCUAGGAAAGGCAAUUGAGGCCGAGGGAGCAAGCGAUGUCCGGGUUCACUACCAAGAGUUAUGGCAUGUCUUCAAGCCGGGAAGUAUCGUCUACGUCAAAGACCCGGCGGUCCCCCAGAAGCUUUGGCGUGUAGUCCAAGCUUGUAUACGCCUCGGAUCUGGCUCACUUGAAACUCAAGGACAUAGUCUCACGAGAAUGGGAGAAGAUAAGGAGGCAUGGGACUAUCUUCAAAUAGAUGACGGCCACAGAACCAUCAUCAAGUCUCUGAUGGCAACUCACUUCCGCAAGAACAAGUCUGAGCGGCGCCAAUUUGAUAUCAUCCAGGACAAAGGAAAGGGGCUUAUUGUGCUGUUGCAUGGGGUUCCUGGAGUAGGCAAAACUUCAACUGCGGAAACCGUUGCAGCCUACUACAAUAAGCCAUUAUUGCCAAUCACUUGCGGUGACCUGGGGAUGACUCCAACCGAAGUAGAAUCCAAUCUUCAGGCUGCUUUCCAGAUGGCACAAGCCUGGGAGUGUGUCUUGCUUUUCGACGAAGCCGACGUCUUCCUGGCCGAAAGAAUCCAAGACAACAUUGAGCGAAAUGCACUGGUAUCUGUUUUCCUUCGGGUGAUGGAAUACUACGAAGGCAUCCUCUUUCUCACGACUAACAAAGUAGGCUCCUUUGACGAGGCCUUUAAAUCCCGCAUGUCAAUGGCUUUGUACUAUUCACCCCUCACCCAUGAGCAAACGAAGAAGAUAUGGGAAGUGCAAAUGGAUCGCUCGGAAGAACUCUCAGUGGCAGCUGCACCAGAGAACGAGUCCCAGCACGUGAAAUUCAACCGCGAUGAGAUCAAAGCUCUUUCAACCACUCUCUGGAAUUUGCAGACAAUGAGGGAUGACCACAAGCCAGUUUGGAACGGAAGACAGAUCAGAAAUGCCUUCCAAACGGCCGUGGCGCUAGCCGAAUUCCAUCAGCAGGGGAAUCAUAUCCCGGGACCCAUCAUCGUCAAGGGCGAGCACUUUGGGGUACCGGUCGUCUUUCAUAAUCCGCAACAGUUUGGCAUGAUGGGAAUGGGUAGUAUGCAGAACAUGGGAAUGGCCGGGCCCGGGUUCAAUAAUUUGCAAAACCAGGGUAACCCCAUCGCCUCACAGUCGUCUCAAGCCGGCUUCGGCAUGGGUAACAUUGGGGUGAGCAACAACAAUACAGGCAACGCUGGUCUAGGAAGCUCUGGGAUGAGCGGCUCAAACACAGCCUUGGGUGCACAGCAUAGCAAUUCCAACAGUGCAGGCAUUCCGGGCCAAAAUCAGGCGGCACAACUAUCCCCUCAACAACAGCAGCGGUUCCAAGAAUUCCUUCGGUUUCAGCAACAGCAACAGCAGUAG
Messenger RNA from Colletotrichum godetiae, 1506 nucleotides. Its product is annotated as P-loop containing nucleoside triphosphate hydrolase protein. The record is from RefSeq and is a predicted model, not a curated record. Bases 1 to 1506 code for a protein of 501 amino acids. NCBI's taxonomy places the organism in Eukaryota, Fungi, Ascomycota, Sordariomycetes, Glomerellales, Glomerellaceae. The transcript has 6 exons. Gene Ontology annotation, molecular function: ATP hydrolysis activity; ATP binding.